AUGGAGCCACUUUUUUUUAUUAUUGAUCAAAUUUCUAAACUUGAACAUACACUUGUCCCUUCGGAUAUCAAUCCAAAGGACAGACAAAAUUAUAAAUCUUGUACCAAGAUUUCGAGUGAUGAAGUUUUAAACAUACUUGAACAAGUACCAAUACCAAAUUCAAUUGGUAUAAGUAUUUAUUUAAAGGCAAGUAGAAGAAAACGCUUCAAAGUAGAUGAAUCAGAAUUGCAUCAUAACAUUUUAAUGAAAAAACAUGAUCUUGAUUUAAUUUUCACACAACUAUCAGGCUUAACCAUAUCUGAUAAAAAGAAAAAUGAUACCAAACGUAAAUAUUUUAUCACUUAUCAAUCAUUUUUCUCCGUCGAAAUUAAUGCUCAUUGUCUUGUAUACCUGGCUGUACUUGUCUCAGAAGGACAACUUCCUCCUGAAGCUUUGCUUAUAUGGCUGCAAAAUUCUCAAACCUGCGAAAACACAUUUAGAUCGGCUAGAUCAAUAUCUAGCGUUAAUUCAGCUGGUGUGAACUUUACAGUCUCCCAGUUUCUUUCUCAAAUCAAUAAAUUAUCCACAUUACAAAAUAUUAAAGAUAAUACACAUGAAAAUAAAUUACAUUUUCCUCAACAUCAUAAAGUAUCAUCAACAUUACGAAAUGCUUCAAACUCAUCGAAUAUAACUAUUAUUUCGAAGACCGAUAUUGAAAAUACUGUACUUAAUGCUUAUAAAUAUGUAUCCAAUCUCUUCAAACCACUUAAAAUUAAACAUCUUUUACGAAAUGGACAAACAAUACCAAUUAAAGAGCUUAGUGUCGCCAUUUCACGUCAACUUGAAGAAUUUUGGACAACAGAAAAUUAUGAUACCAGCAACAAAAAUGUAGACCUCGAUACUGAUUCAGAUGAUGAAACAGACAAUAGUAUUGAUGAAGAUGUAGCAAAUGAUUAUGAGAGUGAUGAAGAAGUAGAUCUAUAUGAUUAUCAUUAUAAUAUACCUAAUGUUAACGUAUCUGGAAAUCGUGGAAUAAGAUUGAUCGACAACGUGAAAGAAGAACUUGCUCAUACUUACUUUAAAGUAAAAGUUAAGGAUGUUAAAAAAUAUUUGCACAAACAAGCAGCGUGUUGGUUACUACAAAAGGACAAAACCACAUUAUCAUCAGAUCGAUUAUCACGUGUUAGAGGUAAAUAA
This is a messenger RNA of Rotaria sp. Silwood2, 1176 nucleotides long. Lineage: Eukaryota; Metazoa; Rotifera; Eurotatoria; Philodinida; Philodinidae. The record is from the annotation of a GenBank genome assembly.